Molecule: messenger RNA, 390 nt
Organism: Aspergillus saccharolyticus JOP 1030-1
Lineage: Eukaryota; Fungi; Ascomycota; Eurotiomycetes; Eurotiales; Aspergillaceae
Exons: 1
Coding region: 113-379 (88 amino acids)
Source: RefSeq, a predicted model, not a curated record
GGCUCUGGAAUUUCCUCCCGCACUUGGAUGGUUCCGGACAGACCCAACUCAAAUCUUCUGAUCUCACGACUACUCCGGUACAAGCGUCUUUGCCUCUCGCCUAAUAAUUCAGAUGGGUGAUGACGAUUUUCGACGACGGAGACCGAACCCAAGGUGCCUGUCAAGAGGGCUGAUCAGGCUUCCAGCGCACCGCACCGAAGCCAACCACGAAGGAGCAGAAAAGAUGCAAGGUGCAAGUCGCGAGAAGGUUUUGUCUUAUUGUGAAUCGGCAGAGGUCUGUAUGUUUUGCGCCUCUGUGGGGUUAGGUUGUGGCUACAAUUAUUCACAGGCAGCUGCCAUUGAGUUCUUUAGACUAUUGAUGGUGAUAUUACUUUUGUGAAUGGAAUCCAG